Messenger RNA from Tetrahymena thermophila SB210, 600 nucleotides. RefSeq names its product glutathione S-transferase, amine-terminal domain protein. NCBI's taxonomy places the organism in Eukaryota, Ciliophora, Oligohymenophorea, Hymenostomatida, Tetrahymenidae. The transcript has a single exon. The record is from RefSeq and is a predicted model, not a curated record.
AUGAAUAUCUUGAAGAAUAACUUUAAAUUGGCUUGCGCUAUAGGAGCUGGGAUCACUGGUAUAGUAUCUGGUAUCUAUUGGUAUCAUGGUGCUUUUUCUGAUAUAGAGUUUAGAGAUUCAAAGUAUGGUCCUUAUGAUUUCGUCUACUAUAAGAGAGUAGGAAGCUAUUAAACUUUAGGUAGUGAAUGGUCAAAGAUGAGUAAUGAAGUUCAAAAAUAGUUUAGCACUGUACAUUUUAUUGGCAUAUACUACGAUAACCCUGAACAGCUAAAAGAUCCAAAUCAAGCAAGAGCAGCUCUUGGUUUUGCUGUUGGAAACUGUGAAAAGGAUAAGAUUAAGGCUUUCUUAGAUAGUCACCCAAAUUACAAAUUUACUGAGCUUCCUGAAGUGCAAAGUCAUUCUACGAGCUUCCCCUUCAAAUCUUAUUUUUCAUUUAAAAUAGUAAAAGAUAAAAUAUAUCCCAAAGUAAGAGACUUUGUAUUUGAGAAAAAACUUAAAUCAUAUUGUUUAAUAGAGUCUUACUUAUUUUAGGUUUAAAAUAAAAAAAUAAAUUUUGAUAUCCCCAUUGGAAAUAAUUCAUAAAGCUACUUAUUAUUUUGA